This is a messenger RNA of Cannabis sativa, 1963 nucleotides long. RefSeq lists its product as uncharacterized. Gene Ontology annotation, cellular component: membrane. The transcript has 9 exons. The record is from RefSeq and is a predicted model, not a curated record. Bases 64 to 1812 code for a protein of 582 amino acids. Lineage: Eukaryota; Viridiplantae; Streptophyta; Magnoliopsida; Rosales; Cannabaceae. Gene Ontology annotation, biological process: metal ion transport; transmembrane transport. Gene Ontology annotation, molecular function: metal ion transmembrane transporter activity.
UUUUCCUGUGGGAAGUGCUGUGUGAUUGCUUAGCCAUCUUUACUUUUUCAUAUAUACCAUUCUAUGAACCUUCUUCACCUUCCUUCCUUCCUUCCCCACUUACCAAAAACUCACUUCAAAAUCUCCAAAGUGUUCACCUUUAACUUCAUUCCCCUGGGUUUCACAGUUGAUAACAAAACUUAUUUGCUAGGAAAUAGAACAACUAAACCCGAAAGCCAUAGAUUUUAUCCAAGUAGGGAUAACAAUACCAUGCCUGGAAAUGAACUCUGGACUGAUGGAUUAAUUUGUGCUUUCGAAUUUAUUCGAGGCCAAAAUAAAUCAACCAACCCCAAACCCGGUUCUAAAACCCCGAAUAGACAACACAUCAAUGGCGAUAAUCAGUCAAGGACUGAGCAAAGAGCCAGUAGUGUUCCUUCCUUUGAUGACGAUAGAGGUAGCCCGGUUCGUCAGCCAGGACAAGUUCAAAGCUUUGAAAAAUAUGAUGUUGGUAGCCAUUGGGUACCUAUAGGAUGGAGUAGGAUUUCCGAGCUUGUACAGACCGUACAAGUUGAUGAUGGUUGGGCAUCUCAGCUGCUCGAUUCGAUGGAUGAUGAAUACAACUUCACUGUUGCAGAGUUAGCUGCUCCCUAUUGGGAGCGUCCUGCAGGGCCCGUGUGGUGGUGUCAUGUGUCUGCAGGUCACCCUUCUAUCGACAGUUGGCUCGGUAAUGCUCAGUGGUUGCAUCCUGCCAUUAGUUUGGCAUUGAGAGAUGAGAGUAAAUUGAUAAGUGAAAAAAUGAAACACCUACUUUAUGAGGUCCCAGUUAGAGUUGCUGGAGGACUGUUAUUCGAGCUGUUGGGACAAUCAGCCGGCGAUCCAUUUAUUGACGAAGAUGACAUCCCGGUUGUGCUUCGAUCGUGGCAAGCACAAAACUUUUUAGUUACUGUACUCCAUCUAAAAGGACCUGUGUCAAACAUAAAUGUGCUUGGUAUUACAGAAGUUCAGGAAUUUCUUUCAGCUGGAGGUUACAAUACACCAAGAACAGUGCACGAAAUCAUAGCACAUCUUACUUCUCGAUUAACUCGAUGGGACGAUAGGUUAUUUCGUAAAUCCAUAUUUGGCGCAGCAGAUGAAAUCGAACUGAAGUUUAUGAACAGGAGAAACCAAGAGGAUAUGAAUCUUUUUAGUGUAAUUCUAAAUCAAGAAAUCAGAAAGUUAUCAAGACAGGUUAUCAGAGUAAAGUGGUCACUUCAUGCUAGAGAAGAGAUAGUGUUUGAGCUUCUCCAACAUUUGAAAGGAAACACAACAAGAAUCUUACUAGAAGGAAUAAGAAAGAGUACAAGAGAAAUGAUCGAGGAGCAAGAAGCCGUACGUGGUCGGCUUUUUACCAUUCAAGAUGUCAUGCAGAGCACCGUUCGCGCAUGGUUGCAGGACAGAAGCCUUAGAGUAACGCACAACCUAGCCGUCUUCGGUGGAUGUGGCCUAGUUCUUUCCAUAAUCACCGGGCUAUUCGGAAUCAAUGUUGACGGAAUCCCCGGUGCACAAAACACACCAUAUGCAUUCGGGCUAUUCGCAGCCAUCCUUUUUGGUGUGGGAAUCAUCCUAAUCAUAAUCGGGUUGAUUUAUCUUGGACUAAAACAACCGAUCACCGAAGCACAAGUUCGAGUUAGGAAGAUGGAACUACAAGAGUUGGUUAAGAUGUUUCAGCAUGAGGCAGAAACUCAUGCACAGUUGGAAUUGGAAAGACAUGGUCCACAUGAAGAGACUGUGGAAGAAGGGGAUAAUACUUCUCAUGAUACCCCCAAAGUGAUUAGACAUGAUAAUCCAGUUUAGUUGAAGCAACAAUAAUAAGAAGAUAUGUAUAUUAUAAGAAUGUCUACCGUAAUCUCCGUGUUUUUCGACAUUUGUAUCGUAAUAUUCUAAUUUUUUUACACGAUCGUGUACAUUGUAGUUAUAAUAAACAUAACUACCAGUUUUUGAGAAA